This is a messenger RNA of Myotis davidii, 1452 nucleotides long. It is a transcript of the gene TMEM150A, whose product is annotated as transmembrane protein 150A. Gene Ontology annotation, biological process: protein localization to plasma membrane. The record is from RefSeq and is a predicted model, not a curated record. Lineage: Eukaryota; Metazoa; Chordata; Mammalia; Chiroptera; Vespertilionidae.
GACCCAUCUCUCUCCACCAGGCCGGGGCAGUUGAUGGUUUUGGCGAAGUAUCUUAAGGUAGCUGGGCCUGUCCCCCCUUCCGCACCUGCCUCUUGUCAUCCCUCCCACACCACUACCACCCUGGCUCCCCUCCCUCAUGACCGCCUGGAUCCUCCUUCCCGUCAGCUUAUCAGCAUUCUCCAUCACUGGCCUAUGGACUGUGUAUGCCAUGGCCGUGAUGAACCGCCACGUGUGCCCUGUGGAGAACUGGUCCUACAACGAGUCCUGCUCUCCUGACCCUACUGAGCAAGGGGGUCCCAAAAGCUGCUGCACCCUGGACGAUGUCCCCCUCAUCAGCAAGUGCGGCACAUAUCCCCCAGAGAGUUGCCUCUUCAGCCUCAUUGGCAACGUGGGUGCUUUCAUGGUGGCCCUGCUCUGCCUGCUGCUCUAUGGGCAGCUCCUGGAGCAGAGCUGCACCAACGCUGCAGGCCUCGUGGUGGUUGGAAACUUUCAGGUGGAUCAUGCCAAGUCUCUACAUUACAUCGGAGCUGGUGUGGCCUUCCCCGCUGGGCUGCUGUUUGUCUGCCUGCACUGUGUCCUCUCCUACCAUGGAGCCACCGCCCCCCAGGACCUGGCUAUGGCCUACCUGCGGAUCGUGCUGGCCGCCAUCGCCUUUGUCGUCCUGGUCCUCAGCGGCGUCUUCUUCAUCCACGAGAGCUCUCAGCUGCAGCACGGAGCAGCCCUGUGCGAGUGGGUGUUUGUCAUCGACAUCCUCAUUUUCUACGGCACCUUCUGCUAUGAGUUUGGGGCAGUCUCCUCAGAGACACUGGUGGCUGCGCUGCAGCCUGCUGGCCGGGCCUGCAAGUCCUCCGGGAGCAGUAGCACCUCUACUCACCUCAACUGUGCCCCCGAGAGCAUCGCCAUGAUCUGAGGGCUGGGGAGGGUGGCUGGCCCAGCCUCCACUACUCCCCACCCCAGGUCUUCUCUGCAUUCAUUUUAUACCAAAAAAAAUUUUGAGAAAGUAUUCUGUUGGGAUAUAGGCUUCAUCACUCCUGGAGGAGUGGCCAUCCCACAUCCACCUGUGCCAUACAGGAGCGGGCCCUGGCAGCUGCCUGAGCUGCGCAUGACCCGCUCCCCACUCUAGUAUUGUCUUUAUGUUUAAAGGUCACACAUCCUCAGUCACCCAGCCGCCCCUUCAGGUGCCUUUAUACCCAGUGCCGAGGCCAGACCACUGGGGUUUCCUGCUGCAGGAACUGGGGGCUGGGAACAGCAAGAGGGAUAGUGAUGGGGGGUGGGAGGGCAGGGGAGGGUGAGCACACCUUAGUCUGUGGGAAGGCCCACUUUUGGGCCCACUGGACUGCACUGGGAUUCUUCACUCUGUCCCUUAUAUUCUUUAGGGCAAGUACACAGGAGAACCAUGUGGGUAUUUUAGUACUUUUUUUUAUAUAUCUAUUAAAAGAAUUCUAAUUUGCA